Stereum hirsutum FP-91666 SS1 is the source of this 621-nucleotide messenger RNA. RefSeq lists its product as uncharacterized. Bases 1 to 621 code for a protein of 206 amino acids. The record is from RefSeq and is a predicted model, not a curated record. NCBI's taxonomy places the organism in Eukaryota, Fungi, Basidiomycota, Agaricomycetes, Russulales, Stereaceae. The transcript is spliced from 5 exons.
AUGUCUUCCUUGAACUCGUUACUGGGACAAAGUCUGGGUGCUAUCGAGCUCGGAAUUCUCUGCUCUUCAAUACUCUACGGUGCUAUGCUCGUGCAGGUGUAUAAUUACUACCAGCUGAGAUUCAAGGACAGUUUGUUCAUAAAGCUUAUCCUCUACUGUGUGUUGAUUAUGGAGACUGCACAUAUCACCUUCAUCUACACAUUCAUCUACAGAGCUACUAUCAUCCACUUUGGAGACUUCCUCGGAGCUCUUCACGACUUGUGGUCCAUCAGCUUUUCCGUGACGAUCGCUAUGGUUGUCACGUCCGCCGUUCAAUUGUUCUUCACGAAGAGGUUGCGCGGCUUGACACACAGCAUCUGGUUACCACUUCUCGCCUGGAUAGGUAUACUGGGCCGCAUAGCGUCAGGAGUAGCCCUGAGCGUUAUUCUCUACAAGCUGGAGGAUUUGCAGCUGUUCAUCAAGAAGUAUGAAUGGCUCAUCGUGUUCAACUUCUCCCUCGGAGCAGCUAUAGACACAUUCAACACAGUGUGUCUGUGCUUUUAUUUAUCGAAGCAGAAGGCAAGGUUUCGACAAACUCAGAGGAUGGUGGAUAAAUUGACCAUCUGGACGCUAGGUUCUUAA